Molecule: messenger RNA, 1501 nt
Organism: Hypoxylon trugodes
Lineage: Eukaryota; Fungi; Ascomycota; Sordariomycetes; Xylariales; Hypoxylaceae
Product: hydroxybutyrate dehydrogenase
Exons: 3
Coding region: 425-1312 (295 amino acids)
Source: RefSeq, a predicted model, not a curated record
CUCACUGAUGCGUGUGUGCCACUCUCUUACAUAGCUGUUGAAGAAGAUCCACGUUUCCAAGGAUGCCGACACCAACAUGCGCCGGACAUCUCGAAUUCUAUCCCUAUUGGAGGUGCUUAGGUAGGUACCAUUGAGUCUUACCAUGUUAAGUGAAUUGGUUUCCCUCCUAGCAAUUGGUAUAUCAUUUAUUCUCUAGGGUUGUUUUCACGCGGGCCAAGACUCUAUACCCAGUGUACUUCGGGUCGUUACGAAGCUACUAAUACUGGACAGCUUAGGGUACUAAUCCUUGAAUACCUCUAUAGGCCUUGAGUUGCUGUGCCCUAAAAUGAAUGUUUAGGUAUAUAAACUGUGUUUGGUGGCGGGCUUCUAAGUCUGCAGGAUACGUCUCUCACAAUUUCUCGACUUACUGCUCGAGUCCGCUAAGAUGACCAAACAAACUUGGCUUAUCACUGGUUGUUCGAGUGGCUUCGGCGAGCAAUUCGUUCGUCAAUUGACUGCGCAGGGCGACCAAGUCAUUGCGACUGGUCGUAAUGCCGAGACUAGACUCGCACAUUUGCGUGACACGGGGGCAACUAUACUAGAAUUAGAUGUCACCGUGCCGCAAGCAGAGAUUGAAAAGAAGUUCCAGCAGGCGCUAAAUGUCUAUGGUACCAUUGACGUUAUCGUCAACAACGCAGGAUUCAUUCAAUGUGGUGCUCUGGAAGAAUUAACUCAGGAAGAGCUACAACUGUCAAUCGAUACCCAUCUACAUGGCCCUCUCAACCUUUCGCGUGCCGCACUCCCCCACUUCCGUGAGAAAGGAAGAGGGUGGCUGGUUUAUAUGAAUUCCCAAUCCGGAGUUAUUGGAGAGCCGGGAGCAACUGGGUAUUGUUCUAGCAAAUUUGCCCUAGAAGGAGCUGUAGAAAGCUUGGCGAAAGAAUUGGCAUGGCUUGCGCCAGGAAUUAAACCAUUAAUCAUCGAAUCGGGAAUCUUUAAUACUGAAGUUAUGAACAAUAUUCAUCACACAGACUAUCGUGUUCCAUUCUGGAAACCACUCAACGAUGCGGCGCGUAUUCGCGGGCAAGGAAAUUACAGAAAUCCUCCAGGAAACGCAGCUGAGAUGAUCUCAAAAGUAAUUCAAAUUGUUAAAGGAACCGGCAUCGCAGAGGACAGGGAAAUUCCUUUACGUAUUCCUUUUGGGAGUGAUUGUCUGGCGGCGUUGCGCGAGAGGUUACAUACACUUCAGAAGACAUACGACGAAUGGGAGAGUGUGUCCAAGAGUACGGAUUUUCCUGGAGCAGGCCAACCAAUGCCUGAAUUUCCAGAUAGAUAAAGCGUCCGAGAACGCAUCUGUUAAGAGAAUGAAUGAUAUACAUCUUCAUGAAACAAUUCAUGAAGAAAUUGCAUUGAAUCUAGUAAGAAUCAACGAACUGAUGUGGCUGAUUAAAUCAUCAAGCUACGUAUGAGAGUAACUUCGUCGUAAAAAACGCUGUUGGUCUCAGGGAACCUGAGCUAAACUCCU